CUCUUUUUCUCUUUUACUUUUAUUUCCUACUACACACCCACACACACAUAUCUCUGUGCAAAAUGGAUCGGGUAUCUGUAGGUGGCAGCGAGAAGGAUGUCGAACAGUCCGCCAUUCCAAGGGAUUAUUAUGAAGAACAGCUCGAACGAGAAAGGGAAAAACGGGAGUGGACCUGGCGAGGCAAAACCUGGAAAGAACGCUUCUCGUUUGUACGAUCCUUGAACUUUUGGCGUGUGCUUAUCCUUGGACAGAUCCUCGCAAUGUGUAUUACCGGUACUGUGGUGACAUCGAAUAAACUCGGUAGCGAUUACAACUUUAAUGCACCUACAACGCAAACUUUCUUGGUCUAUGCUGUAUUGGCCCUUAUCUACAACCCCUAUGCGAUCUGGAAACGUGGCUGGAAAGCAUGGCUUAACCAAUUCUGGGAACGUGGCGUUUACUACUUCUUCCUCGGCUGGGUUGAUGUCGAAGGCAAUUACUUGGUCGUCAAGGCUUACGCAUACACGGGCAUGUUAUCGGUCAUGUUACUUGACUGCUGGAGUACGCCAACCUGUGUCAUUCUGGCCCUGAUCUUUUUCCGUGUACGCUACCGAUGGUUACAAUACGUGGGCAUCUUUCUGGCCAUGUGCGGCACGGGCAUGGUUGUCGGCAGUGACGCCAUGGAUGGCCAGUCGUGGAUGGCGAGUGAUCCGGUCAGGGGUAACUUUUUUGUCAUUAUUGGCGCCACAUUCUACGGUAUUUCCAACACCAGUGUCGAAUACUUGUCGCGCAAAUAUCCAAUCUACGAAGUCACUGGCAGCUUCACAUUGUUUGCCACUUUGAUCAACCUGGUCCAGCUCAUGAUUCUGGAACGAGAAGAGUUCAGCACGUUUGUCAACAAUGGCGAGGUUGUCGGCAUGAUCAUUGCCUACACCGUCUGUAUGGUGAUUCUGUAUUCGCUCGCGCCAGUCAUGUUCCGUUGGGGAAGUGCCGUCUUGUAUAACCUGUCGUUGAUGACCAGUGAUUUCUGGAGUUUGAUUUUCGGUUUGGGUCUUUUUGGUUAUACGGUUGGCUUCCUGUAUCCCAUCGCCUUUGUGGUCAUCAUCCUCGGUAUUGCCUUGUACUAUGUGUUCCCUACACCCGAGCCUGUCAUCCAGAUGCCAAACGAUCCGACGCGAAGACACAAGCGAUUCAAGUGGUUUGGCUUUUGGUAUGAUACCAUAGAGCCUGUCGUUGGACCGGAGCAUCAAAAGUCUGAUGCGCACAGUGAUCCUGCUACUAUGGCCCGUACCGAACAAGUCGACUUGCCUCCUAUCACGAUGGUGGACAAGUCCUAGAGAUCCAUUACUGUCAUAUAUGGCGACGAGGGGAAGUAUCAUCAAACCAACCAACCAACCAACCAAAAAAAAAACUCUUAUUAUUGCAUACACUCAUGAGGAACGUCCCCCGCAUCUUUUAUUUUCUAUAUAUCACCCCUAAUUCCUAUUGAUAUCCCUAUCACCGUCGUCAUCACAGCCUAUUUAAUCAUUGUAGUACUAGCAUAUUAUUAUUUAUUCUUCCACUCCUCCCCUUCCCCCUUUAUUUUGUCCUUUUAUUCCGCGGUUGUAAAUUCUAGACGACUGGCACUUGCGUCUUUGGUCAGUCUGUAAAGAAAAAGACGUUUCUCCCGCUCAUAUACAUAACAGAGCUUCCCUCCCUCCCCGC
Molecule: messenger RNA, 1683 nt
Organism: Zychaea mexicana
Lineage: Eukaryota; Fungi; Mucoromycota; Mucoromycetes; Mucorales; Lichtheimiaceae
Exons: 4
Coding region: 63-1316 (417 amino acids)
Biological process (GO): transmembrane transport
Cellular component (GO): membrane
Molecular function (GO): transmembrane transporter activity
Source: RefSeq, a predicted model, not a curated record